Messenger RNA from Exaiptasia diaphana, 1600 nucleotides. RefSeq names its product rho GTPase-activating protein 44. The transcript has 10 exons. The record is from RefSeq and is a predicted model, not a curated record. NCBI's taxonomy places the organism in Eukaryota, Metazoa, Cnidaria, Anthozoa, Actiniaria, Aiptasiidae. Gene Ontology annotation, cellular component: intracellular anatomical structure. Gene Ontology annotation, molecular function: GTPase activator activity. Bases 23 to 1135 code for a protein of 370 amino acids. Gene Ontology annotation, biological process: regulation of Rac protein signal transduction; positive regulation of GTPase activity; signal transduction.
UUCUUGUUGUCUUUUUCAGUUCAUGGAAGCACAGUUAGAAUAUCAUAAAACUGCUUCAGAAAUUUUACAGAGUUUUUUACCAAACAUGAAGACAAGAGUUGAUGAAUCAUCUCUGAGACCUGUUUUUGGUUGUCCUCUGGAAGAGCAUUUGAAAGCACAGAAUAGAACAAUAGCCUUUGUACUUGAGGAGUGUUUGAUGUAUCUUCAUGAUGGUGCCAUUGAAGAGCAGGGAUUGUUUAGAAUGGCUGGUAGUGCUGGCAGAAUAAGAAAGCUUAAAGCUGCUUUUGACUAUGGGUUGGUAGACUUAGCAGAGUAUGCUGUUGAUGUACAUGCAAUAACAGGCGUAGUCAAGUUGUAUUUACGAGAACUUCCAGAUCCACUGAUGACGUUUGCACUCUAUGAAGAAUGGAUCAAGGCUGCCAGUAUUCAAGAAAAUGGAGCAAGGUUACAAGCAUACUGGUUACUGAUUGAGAAACUUCCUAAAGAAAACAAAGAUAAUUUAAGAUAUUUGAUAUGUUUCUUAGCCAAACUGAGCGAGUACUCAGAUGUGAACAAGAUGACUCCUAGUAAUAUAGCUAUUGUUAUUGCACCAAACAUAGUUUAUUCCAAGACUAAUACAAGUGAUAGUGUUCAUUUGCACCAUACUGGACUCCAAUCUUCAAUAGUUGAGUCACUUAUUAUACAGCACAAGUAUUUCUUUCCUGAAGGUGUUGAUUUUUUCCGUAGUGUACCAACUUCACCGUUGGGAUCGGCAAACAGCUUACACAAACAACAAAAGAGAUCAGUGACAGAAUUCCCAAGUGUCACUGGAGGAUUUUUUGAUGAAGUUGUUGGAAUUAUCAAUUCUGGAAGUGCUGAAAAAGAAACGUCUAAUGGUCUAAGAAGCAACUCCCCAAUUCAACAUUCCAARAACAAUUCAUCUCAAGCAUCUUCAACUCACGUCAUGUCUCAGUCAGGUACAGGAGAGAAAAAGAGACAAGCGCCAACACCAGCACAAGUCAAGUACAUGGGAUCGAUAAGCCCUGUUGCUACAUCACCCCCCUUUUCUAUAGCAAAACCUACUUCACAACCACCCCCUCCCCCCAAUAAACCAGGUACACCUUCCCUGGCUCCUAAACCAGAUUUAAAGAAGUAAGCUCAUAUUUUAAUAUUUGGGUAAUUUUGUAGAAUGAUCAAAAUCUUUUCAACAUAUAUUUUUUCGUAGCCAUUACAAUAUUACAUAGUUUUGUAUGAAGAAGGAGUUCUGAUGUAUGCUGCACUGUAGCUCACGUUUUUGGUGYKCGCUCAACAGUUUGUUUUGUAUUCUGUUUUGUAAAGUCAUUAUGAAAGCUGACUAUUAUAAAAGCUGUAGAGCUGCCUAAAGAAAGGGCUACUUUUCACAGUUGACAGAAAAUCUCUAUGAUUCUGUUUCAAAAGCAGACAAUAUGUUGAUUAUUUGUAAGAAUUUUACUUAAAAAGCAAAUUUCAUAUAGAACUACUAAAACGAUGAAAUAAUAAAUAAACUAAUAAAGUCAUAAAUGUUAAACAGCGCAAUAAGAAUUCAUUAUUCGAAUUAUUUUAUUAAUCUUAUGUACAAUAAAAUUAAGUAUUUUAUUCCAAA